Molecule: messenger RNA, 172 nt
Organism: Perkinsus marinus ATCC 50983
Lineage: Eukaryota; Perkinsozoa; Perkinsida; Perkinsidae
Exons: 1
Source: RefSeq, a predicted model, not a curated record
AUGUUGAAAGUGAUCUUCUUCACCAUCCUCCUGGUCAUCGGUGUCAUGGUCCAUGGUCGUGAUGAAGUUCCUCCACCCCCACCGGAGACCCCAUGUCCUUCGAAGGAUUGUCCGAUGGGAAAUCUAUGCUUCCCCGAGAAAGGUGAAUGUUUGAUGAUUCCUACUGUGAAAU